Molecule: messenger RNA, 4480 nt
Organism: Caenorhabditis elegans
Lineage: Eukaryota; Metazoa; Nematoda; Chromadorea; Rhabditida; Rhabditidae
Gene: mtk-1
Product: Protein kinase domain-containing protein
Exons: 16
Coding region: 60-4316 (1418 amino acids)
Biological process (GO): MAPK cascade; intracellular signal transduction
Molecular function (GO): protein kinase activity; kinase activity; ATP binding
Source: RefSeq, marked reviewed
AGAAAAUUGGACUUCGAAGAAAAGCGUUCACCUCGAAAGGGGAGACAUUGUUCGACAAAAUGAGUAGUAAUCAAUACAAAAGAAUCAAAAGAUGCAAAAGUAUGCCAACGAUUGACGACGAAACAGUUGGAGAAGCCGUUAGAAAAACAAUAAUGAAAAAAGUGGCGACAAGGAUGAAUACUUCAAAACGGGAAUACAUGGGAAGAAGAAGUCUUGGUGUCGCAACGGUCUCUACGAAAAUUAAACGAAAAAAGAGCAAAACUGAACGAGAUCGUGAUAUGUACGAUGACAUGUAUGACGACGAAGGAUAUGCGGCUUCACCGACUUCCUCAUCUUCUUGCACAUAUCGAUGCAUUCCAAUUCUUGAGAGAAGUAACCGAAAUUCUCAGAAUUACCUUCCUUCAGCAGAAUCGAGUUCCAGUGAUAGUAAUGAUCGAGUUAUCAGUCAUCCCAAUCACCGACCAAUUCUUCUCUACAGUACCGCACUUUCCAUGGCUCCUCAACAAAAUCUUUCGGUUGAAUCGUUAUCAGACGCAUUGGAUGAGUUGGAAGGUGCGGAUCGAAGCAAACUUCACAUGGAAAUCACACAGUUUUUGAAAAAGGCUGAUGGUGAAAAGAGCAAACAAAUUCAAAUGUCACAGCGGUUGAUGAAUUGUCCUCAGUUUGGACAGACUAUGAGAUUGAUAGUUGAAGAAAGUGAACAUACAAGAUACACAUUUGAAAAUAUUCUUUGGCUCAUUCUAAAAUCAUAUUUUUCAACAACCUCUACAGGUCGUGAUGUGAUGAUCGGAAAAUCGGAAUGGAUUGCUGAAGAUGAGAAAAUUGUUAAAGCUCGAAAACAAUACAUGAUGGUUAUGGAUAUGAUUAAGGAAUUCAAGUUUGAAGUUGGAAAAAAUGAUAAAGAUGAUUCACCUUUCGAAUCGCUUAAUCGUCGAAUGGAAUUCAGUCCUGAUUACUGUGAAAAUCUACGUGAUGCGAGAAAACGAGUCAGUGAUGUACUUGAUAAAUAUGAGACUCUUGUUGAUUUAUUCCCAAAUCAAAAUGCAUUAUGGAAAGUGGUUGAAUUGGAUCGAGGAGAGGCUGAAAAAAAACUUCUUGAAGGAAGAAUGACAUCGAUGAGAGUUUGGCUCAAUACAUUAGAUGAUUUAACUGACAAGUUCAAAGCGCUCGGAGUUUUGUUUGAAAUUGAAACAAUGCCAGACGCCGAGGAAUGUUGGUUCCGCCCACUAGAUGAGAAUAACAAAAUAUUCGCAUUAGAAGACGUUCGUGCCGUAUUUCUGGAAUACGUUAAAAAUAGUCUAAAUCUGAAAGGAAUGAAGAAAGUUUUGUCUCGAGUCGAGAAAAUAAUCGAGCUAACAUUAGUGAAAACAGCGAUUCUGAUGCAGAAACCACCAACAUCAUAUGCAGCUGCAACAGCUUCAAAUGGGCCAUCAUUUCCUUUCAGUCAAACUAUGAAAGAUAGAUAUGGUGAUAUGAUUGAAUGGAGAUUUUGCAAUAGUACAUCGAUUUCUCUCAAUCUUCCUCCUCUCAAUAAUUUAUUCUUCUUUCUCGUCGCAGUUCCAAUGCAACUGGUUGUUCAUUGGCUUGAAAUUCGUGCAGCCACUGAACCACCAGACUCUUGUUUACUUGAUGAGCUCACAUUCGAUGCUAUGAUAACAGAUUCUAGAGAUUGUGUGGAAGAAGCUGUGCGAAUUAAAAAGAAUUACUUGACCAUUUUGCAAUCUAUGUGUUCAAAGUGUGCAAUGCCCGGAUUUCUGUAUCCACUUAAAUAUAAUACUUAUGUUUUAGAUGUUUUCAAGAAAUAUAUACAUUAUGUGAAAUGCUGGUCAAAUUGUGAUUCUGUUCGAAAAGAUCCACCUCUAUUGUUCUCACGAUUAGAAAUGGAAUGGUCGUCAGCUGUCCAAUGUGCAAAAUCAGUGAAGUCUGCUCUGGAAUUGUUGUGUACAACUUAUUGUGACAUCGUAGAAUCUCUUAUACGAGAAGUUGUGGAAGUAUAUGCAGAUGAUCAAAUUGAAGACAUUAAAAAUCGUUACGUGUAUAAUACAGAUUCUGAAAAUGAAGAUGAAGAGGAUGAUGAAGAUAUGAUCACAAUCGGAUCACCUAAGAAACCAUUGGUUGAGUUAAAGGCUAAACAUAGGUUCAUGCUAGAAUUGAACUCAUUAACUCGAGAAGUCAAGGAACGAGAACUUCGGAUCUUUUCCCUUCUGAGAAUUACUCUCAACGAUAGUCAUGAUGCAGUUGGUUACGAGCUUCGUUCAGGAGUCGAUCGAGCUCAAAUGUUUCAUGAAAUGGUUCCUGAUUUCUGCCUAAUCCAGCUCACAAUGGCUUCAGAUGAGCAAGGCGAUGUUAAUGAUGACGAUGAUCAUGUAAAUCUAAAGAUCGUGCUUUUCGUCUAUCGAACAUCGGUCGAUAAAGCUUACGUCGAGACAUGUAUGCUGGCAAUAUCUGAAGGAAGAAAAAUAGAUGAUGGAUGUAUUGUUAUUGUACCAGACAAAGAUCACAAACUGAGAAAGCACUGGAAAGGACGAGUUGUCAAGAUUGUGAUUGACGAGGAGACAAGAAUUUGUUAUAGGUGGCUGCGUGAUGAUAUUAUUUUGUGUUUGGCAAAUGGAAGUAUCCGCGCAGACAUGGAACAUAAAUACAAAAACUUCUUAAAAUGCAUUUCACCGGCGUGCUCGUCAAACUUCUUGAUCACAUCCAGAAUUCAACAACUUACGGAAGAAUCAUUGCUACCACAUUUGGACGAAGAAAGGAAGAGAAUUGGGAUUUUGCUUGAAAAAACCGAAAUUCGAUUAGAGCCAAAAGAAGAACAGUCAAAAGAAAAAAGUGCUCUCUCCAGUUUGGGAUUCAAACUCGAAAAACAUUUUCUCGUUGCUUUUCAAAUUCACCGUGACGUGGCAAAAGUAGUCAGCGACUCGUUUAUGGAUGGACUUGGAAAUGAAAUGGUCGAGAAAGCAUUGGCUUUGACAAGGCAAUGGAUGCAAUAUGUUGAAGUUAAAAGUACUAUUCCAUCACCAACUCUUCCGAUGUGGGCAUCACCUGGAUUCACAUUUCUUCAAUACAUCACUGAACCAAGAUGGAGUAAUCCAGAGAUUAUGACUAAUGAUCAAUUCCAAGAAUUUAAUGAUCUUGUCAAAUUAUUUGAAGCAAAGGUCAUAAAGUCAUCAUCCAACAUAGGAACUCCAGGCAACACAGGAACACCAAUGCAAAGAAACACACGAUCGACAAGUUCAAAAACGUCAUCAUCAUCGAUGGAAAAUCACAAAAGAACUAGAAAAGAGAAUCAAAUGUUGAAAUUACAAGAACUUGAAGAUAAGAGAAAUAGAAUUGAUUACGACAACCUGCAAAUCGGGAAAGUUAUUACAGACGAUAACAGAAGAAACUUUGUUCUUGCCACAGACAAAAAGAUUACUACAAAAGCUCCAUUUCAAUGGGCACUUCUUGAUCAUAUUGCAUCUGGAAGCUUUGGUUCUGUACAUCGUGCAAUGGAUAUUGAUUCUCAUCGUGUCAUUGCAGCAAAAGUCAUGCGAAUUCAACGCGAAAACCAUAAAGCAAUCGAAUCGGAAAUCAACAUUUUCCGUCAAUUAAUUCAUGAGAAUCUUGUCAAAUAUUAUGGUGUUCAAGUUGAAGACAGUGACGUCAUCAUAUUCAUGGAAUAUUGCUCACAGGGUACACUUGAACGAAUUUGUCACGGAAAAAUGGAUUUGAAAAUGGUUCGACAAUAUACGAAUAGCUUGUUGCGGGCUGUACAGUAUCUUCACUCUCAUAAAAUCAUUCAUCGUGAUAUAAAGCCAGCGAACAUAUUCCUCGAUAAGUGUACCGUACUCAAAUUAGGAGAUUUCGGAUGUUCUUCGCGACUUGUCGAGUCAAGUACAGUAUACGGAGAGUUUCAAACAACUGCCGGAACUCCUCAAUUCAUGGCACCAGAAAUUUAUUCAUAUGGGGAAAAGGAUGAAACAACUGGAAGCUAUAGUGGUUACGGUAGAAGUGUUGACAUUUGGGCACUUGGAGCUACCGUAGUCAAUAUGAUGACUGGAAAAGUUCCAUUCGAAGGACAAACUCGUCAUCAAAUAGCCUUCGCGCUUUGCUUCCGCAAGCAAAAACCAACUUAUCCUGAUAUUGCCGACAAAAGACCAGAUGUUAAACGAUUCUUCGAUAAUUGCUUUGAAUUUCUUCCAAAUGAUCGGCCUACAGCUGCGGAACUUCUUCAAACUACGUUUGCAAAUGUUAAUAUAACGGACGAAAAUCAUAUCCCGGACUAUCAAUCACAAUCUUCAAAGGACAAAUCGUCACCAAGCUCGUUUUUUCUAGUCUAGACGUUUUUGUAUACUGUAUUUUUUGUUAAUAAUAAAAAUAAUCUACCCGUAAUCUCAUCUUCGUGAUAAAAAUGUACCUCUACCUAACUGAAAUUCACUUUGUAUUUUUGUAUUAAAGUUAAUAAGAAUAAUUUAAAUUGCCAAUAAAUACUCAUUUUACAAAU